Messenger RNA from Trichoderma gamsii, 2355 nucleotides. RefSeq lists its product as hypothetical. The coding region runs from base 1 to 2355 and encodes 784 amino acids. The record is from RefSeq and is a predicted model, not a curated record. Gene Ontology annotation, biological process: 'de novo' IMP biosynthetic process; adenine biosynthetic process. Gene Ontology annotation, molecular function: phosphoribosylamine-glycine ligase activity; ATP binding; phosphoribosylformylglycinamidine cyclo-ligase activity. The transcript has a single exon. NCBI's taxonomy places the organism in Eukaryota, Fungi, Ascomycota, Sordariomycetes, Hypocreales, Hypocreaceae. Gene Ontology annotation, cellular component: cytosol.
AUGGCUGGCCUUCGAAUCCUCCUCAUCGGCAACGGUGGCCGCGAGCACGCUUUGGCGUGGAAACUGAGCCAAUCUCCUCGAGUCGACGCCAUCUUUGCGGUCCCUGGCAACGGCGGCACUGCAACUUGCCCCAAGGUCACCAACGUCUCCUCUGUUUCUGCCGAAGACUUUGCCGGCCUCGUCCAGUUCGCCCAGGCCAAUGGCGUCAAUCUCGCCGUCCCUGGCCCCGAGGCCCCCCUCGUCGAUGGUGUCGAGGGCUUCUUUCGCAGUGCCGGCAUUCCCUGCUUCGGACCCUCCAAGGAGGCUGCUCGUCUCGAGGGCAGCAAGACCUACUCCAAGGACUUUAUGAAGAAAUACAAUAUCCCUACCGCUGCCUACGAGAACUUUUCCGACUACAACCAAGCGAUUGCCUAUAUUGACAGCAUCAGCCACGACGUCGUCAUCAAGGCCACCGGUCUGGCUGCUGGCAAGGGUGUCAUUAUCCCACAGACCAAGCAAGAGGCCAAGGAUGCGCUGAAGGAAAUCAUGGUUGACAAGGCCUUUGGCGAUGCUGGAGACGAAGUUGUCAUUGAGGAGUUCCUUCAGGGCGAUGAGCUCAGCGUUCUCACUUUUUGCGACGGCUACUCCAUCAAGUCUCUUCCUUUGGCUCAAGACCACAAGAGGAUAUUCGAUGGCGACCAGGGUCCAAACACUGGCGGCAUGGGCUGCUAUGCGCCUACAAACAUUGCUACUGCUGAGUUGGUCCAGCAGAUCGAUAGGGAUAUCCUGGUGCCCACCAUCACCGGUAUGAGACAGGAGAAGCAGCCCUUCCGCGGUGUGCUGUUCACAGGUCUCAUGAUCACCCCCGCUGGGCCAAAGGUGCUCGAGUACAACGUGCGAUUUGGUGACCCCGAAACCCAGACCGUGCUGCCUCUGCUCUCCGCCGACACCGAUUUGGCCGAGAUCAUGCUGGCCUGUACAGGCGGCUAUCUAGACAACGUCCACAUCACCAUUGAGAACAAGUUUAGUGCUACAGUGGUGCUUGCUGCUGGCGGUUAUCCUGGCUCUUACGCCAAGGGCACCCCGAUGACCGUUCAGAGUCCUCCUGCGGGAAGCACCAUCUUCCAUGCCGGCACACAGCUUGAUGGAAGUCAACUCAAAACGUCUGGUGGCCGCGUGAUUGCCAUUAACUCUGUCGGAGAAUCACUCAGAGCUGCCGUCGAUGCCUCAUAUGCUGCUCUGGCGUCCAACGUCAUUGACUUUGAGGGCAAAUUCUUCCGCAAGGAUAUUGCCCACCGUGCUUUCAGAGACACGAGCAAGGUUUCCAUGACAUAUGCCCAGGCUGGCGUGGAUAUCCAGGCCGGCAAUGACUUUGUGGAAAAAAUUAAGAAGGCUGUUGCUAGCACUAAGAGAGCCGGAGCCAGCGCCGAGAUUGGUGGCUUUGGAGGCGAAGUCGACCUUUCGCAGUGCGGAUAUCCGAACGCGCCCAUCUUGGUUGGCGCCAUUGACGGUGUUGGAACCAAGCUGAUGAUUGCGCAAGCCAUGAAGAAGCACGACACCGUGGGUAUCGAUCUCGUUGCCAUGAACGUCAACGACCUGGUUGUCCAGGGUGCUACCCCCUUGAUGUUCCUCGACUACUACGGCUGCAGCAAGCUGGACCUUGCUUCCGCUGCUGAUUUUGUGGAGGGCGUCGCCAACGGCUGCAUCCAGGCCGGCUGUGCUUUGGUAGGCGGUGAGACCGCCGAAAUGCCCGGCAUGUACAAGGACGAGGAUUACGACGCGGCUGGCUGCGCGGUGGGUGCUGUCACCGCCGGCAGCAUGCUUCCUCGGAAGGAUGCCAUGGCCGAGGGCGACGUCCUUUUGGGUCUCGGAUCCAACGGUGUCCACUCCAACGGCUUCUCACUCGUGCGAAGGAUUGUGCAGGCCGCUGGCUUGGACUACUCUUCGACUGCUCCUUGGGAUUCUUCCAAGACCGUUGGAGAGUCCCUCUUGACACCUACCAAGAUCUACGUCAAGAGCCUGCUGCCCGUUCUCGGCCAAAUCAAGGGUCUCGCUCACAUCACCGGAGGUGGACUGCUUGAGAACGUGCCUCGCAUGCUCCCCGACUCAUUGGCAGCGGAGAUUGCGUAUGGUACUUGGGAAAUGCCCCCCGUCUUCCAGUGGCUCAAGGCAGCUGGUAAUGUCGCUCCGGCAGAGAUGUGCCGAACAUUCAACUCAGGUAUCGGCAUGGUGGUGGCCGUCGAGGCGAGUCAAGUUGAGGCUAUGGUAUCGGCUCUGCGCAGUGGCGAUGAGCGUGUGUACACAAUUGGCAGACUGGUUCAUAGACAAGAUGGCCAGGCAGGAUGUGUUGUCCAGAAUCUUGAGUCGUGGGCAUAG